This is a messenger RNA of Papaver somniferum (opium poppy), 1470 nucleotides long. RefSeq names its product protein RAE1-like. NCBI's taxonomy places the organism in Eukaryota, Viridiplantae, Streptophyta, Magnoliopsida, Ranunculales, Papaveraceae. Gene Ontology annotation, molecular function: RNA binding; ubiquitin binding. The transcript is spliced from 12 exons. Gene Ontology annotation, biological process: transcription-dependent tethering of RNA polymerase II gene DNA at nuclear periphery; RNA export from nucleus. The record is from RefSeq and is a predicted model, not a curated record. The coding region runs from base 162 to 1202 and encodes 346 amino acids. Gene Ontology annotation, cellular component: nuclear pore.
AAAGAAUACAGUAUAUAAAUAGAUACUCGUCUCUACACCCCACCACCUCCAUUAUUCUUCUCCCCAUUCCCUCUCUUGAAACACAAAUCUAGUCCCGCCCGCCCGCUCUCGAAUCUCUCUCUCUCUCCCUUUCUCAGGUUUUGUUUGAGUAGAUUAACACAAUGUCUGGCAUCGGUGGACUUACCAAUCAAAACCCUAAUAAAUCAUAUGAGGUUGUUCAACCGCCUACUGAUUCUAUAUCCAGUCUAUGUUUUAGCCCUAAAGGCAACUAUCUUGUUGCUACUUCUUGGGAUAAUCAGGUUAGAUGUUGGGAAAUACAAAGAUCAGGAGCUAAUACAGGAAGUGUGGCAAAAGCUGCAAUUAGUCAUGACCAACCGGUUUUGUGCUCGGCAUGGAAAGAUGAUGGGAUGACUGUUUUCUCGGGAGGGUGUGAUAAACAAGUAAAGAUGUGGCCGUUGAUGUCUAAUGGUCAACCUGUGACUGUUGCUAUGCAUGAUGCACCUGUUAAAGAAGUUGCUUGGAUACCAGAGAUGAAUCUUUUGGCCACAGGAAGCUGGGAUAAGACUCUCAAGUACUGGGACCUUAGGCAGCAAACACCGGUCCAUACACAACAGCUUCCAGAACGUUGUUACUCACUCUCUGUCAAAUAUCCUCUGAUGGUUGUUGGAACAGCAGAUAGAAAUCUGAUUGUUUUUAACCUGAACAAACCUCAGGAGGAGUUUAAGAGAAUUCAAUCACCCUUGAAGUAUCAAACUAGAUGUGUUGCUGCAUUCCCAGAUCAGCAAGGUUUUCUUGUUGGCUCGAUUGAGGGCAGAGUUGGUGUCCAUCAUUUGGAUGAGACUUUGCAAGCGAAAAACUUCACCUUCAAAUGCCACAGGGAGGGACAGGAGAUAUACUCUGUCAACUCGUUAAAUUUUCAUCCUGUUCAUCACACAUUUGCAACUGCUGGAUCAGAUGGUGCCUUCAAUUUUUGGGACAAGGAUAGCAAACAGAGACUCAAGGCCUUGUCUAGGUGCAAUGCUCCUAUUCCUUGCAGUGCAUUCAACAGUGAUGGUUCAAUAUAUGCAUAUGCGGUGUGUUAUGACUGGAGCAAGGGUGCAGAAAAUCACAAUCCAGCUACUGCAAAGUCAACCAUUUUCCUCCACCUGCCACAGGAAUCCGAGGUUAAAGGGAAGCCACGAGUUGGGACUGGUAGAAAGUGAAGCUACUGCUUAGUAUAUGUGGAUGGUAGAUUGAUAGUAAUCGCGACUGCUAGGAAGCAAAAGGGUCCUUUGGUGUUCAUUGUUUUUUUUGUAAAUUGGUGAUAAUUUUUUUUUUUACCUUGAGAUCCAAGUAGCAGUGUUCUAGUCUCAUAUAUGAUUGCUUCUUGUUUUUGGAUCAUAAGAAGUGCAGUCUUAUAUAAUUGCUUCUUGUUUUUGGAUCAUAAGAUGCGCAACUAAUUUUUUUAAUGACAGUAGUAUAAUAAGCCAA